Penicillium pulvis is the source of this 699-nucleotide messenger RNA. Its product is annotated as DUF341 domain protein. Gene Ontology annotation, cellular component: cytoplasm; nucleus. The record is from RefSeq and is a predicted model, not a curated record. The transcript has a single exon. The coding region runs from base 1 to 699 and encodes 232 amino acids. Gene Ontology annotation, biological process: secondary metabolite biosynthetic process. Lineage: Eukaryota; Fungi; Ascomycota; Eurotiomycetes; Eurotiales; Aspergillaceae.
AUGUCCAACGCAUUCGCGCCUUCGAAGGCUCUUCUCUGUUUCCAUGGGACAGGCUCGAAGGCCCAUAUUUUCAAUGUCCAGAUGGCAAGGAUUUGUUUCCUUCUGAAGGAUGAGUUCCAGUUCAUCUUCGUCGACGGCCCUUAUGAGUGUUCUACUGCCGGACCAGGCGUUCUGCCAAUGUUCAGUGGAAAUGAGCCCUACUAUUCCUGGUUUGGGCGUGAAAGCAAAUCCAUUGACGACAGCCUUCAAAAAAUCAAUCAGGCUGUCCAUGAGGCGGUCACACAAUGGGAAGCAGAGAAAAGCAAUGUGGACGCGGAAAUAAUCGGGGCAAUCGGAUUCUCUGAGGGUGCACUUGCCGUCGCUUUUCUGCUCUGGCAGCAACAGCAAGGCGUGUUGCCCUGGCUCCCUGAAUUGCGCUUUGCGGUUAUGUCCUGCUGCUUUUUCCCCAAUGAGGCCUCUUUGUGGUUGAACAACAAUGCUCGGACGUAUGGAUUGAACAAGGCAGAGAUACAAGUACCCACGCUUCAUAUCCAUGGCAACAAAGAUUUCUCGUUGGCUCGGGCGCGGAGGUUAGUAAAGAACCAUUAUCAAGCAGGAGCUUCUGUGAUUUUCGAAUGCGAGGCCGGUCACCAUCUUCCAAAGAGGAAGGACGAAGUGGAGAUGAUUGUCAUGCAUAUCUCAGAAAUGUCAAAAUUUUGA